CGCGCCCAAGAUGUUGCCAUCGCGUACAGUGGGCCACACAACAACUCAGUUCGCUUAUAUCUCUUGGUUAUGUCCUCUGACUCGUUGUGCCCUUGGUGCACACAGGACUCUUCCUGAGACCAUCCAUCACUUCAUGCUCCACUGUCCACGUUGUCACUCCUAUUACACUGCACAGCGCUCUCAAUUGUUAUCCAUCAGGAUCACAACACUGGAGUCUGGCCUUGCACCACGCACUCUGGCAGGCAGCAGCCCCGGCUAGGCACCGAAUCCACCCUUCACAUAGGCCAGCAGUUCUCCGCCUCACCUUUACCUGACUGAGGAAGACCGGCUAGUUGUCACUACUGUGUUAGAGCCAGCACCUGGGAACACAGACUCAGUAGUGAAUAUGGCGUUGUCCAGACUCAAAUGUAUAACUCAUGCCAUGAAGAACCUGUCUUUGUUAAGUCAUCCGGACCUGAGAGCACCAGUGUGCAUGAAUCAAGUGCGAGCCAUGUCAAGAGUCAAGCGGCGGCACACAGUUCCCCCUUUUUGGUUACCAAAAACUACUCGUGCUAUGUAUCCUGAGCACAUGACACCAGAGAAUGAAAUCUUCUUGAAGGAUGUCAUAGAAGAAAAGUACUCAUCCCCUCUGAAAGCAGAUUGCUGGGAAAGAGGAACAUGGGUUAAAAAUUCCAUGAGAUGUGGACUGAUUGGUCGAAAAAUUGGUAUUUAUCCGAUGUGGACAAAAGAUGGCACAAGAUUGUUAACAACACUUUUACAGGUAUCUGAUAACCAAGUGAUCAAGUACAUAAAACCUGAGGACAUGGUGCAAGACAAAAGGAAACGAUACAGAGAAUUAGGUGCCCUUGUGGUUGGUGCUGAUCCUAUUGACCCUCGAAUUAUCACAAAAGAAUAUUACAGUGUCUUCUCUGAAGCAGGCGUAAUGCCUAAAAAAAAGAUGAGCAAGUUUCUUAUCACACCAAAUGCAAAGCUGGCCCCAGGGACACCACUGUAUGCUUCCCAUUUCCAGCCAGGGCAUUAUGUUGACAUUGCUGGCAUUACAAUUGACAGAGGUUUCCAAGGAGUAAUGAAGCGUUGGGGCUUCAAGGGCAUGCCAGCCUCUCAUGGAGUGACCAAGAGCCAUCGCCGAGGAGGCAACAUAGGGAGUGGAGGUGACAAGGCCAGAGUUUUGUUAGGCACCAAGAUGCCUGGCAACAUGGGCAGGGAGAGAAGGAUUUUGAGAGGGCUUAAGGUGUGGAGAGUAAACACCCAGCACAAUGUCAUCUGGGUCCAUGGUCCAGCUGUGCCAGGUGGUGUGGGAUCCUAUGUUUACAUCUAUGAUUCCAUACUCCCUGAUCAUCGACAUACACAAGAAAACCAUCCACCAUUCCCAACAUUUUUCCAAGAUGAGGAGGAAAUUGAAGAAGAAUUGUAUGAUAAGGAAUUGCAUACAUUUCGUGAACCCUCAGUCCAGUUUGCUGAAAAAUGAACAUUAUGUGUGAAUGCUGAUCCUAGAAAAGUAUUUACAUAGUUGUAGUCUUGUAUGGAGUGUAAACUAAGGAGUUGUAGCUUUGCCACCUGGAAGAAGCAGAAGGCUAGCAAUCCAGCUCUCCUGCACUCCCUGUGUAUAUGCAUGUGUGCACACACACACACACACACACACACACACACACACACACACACACACAGUGAAAGAUGUAGACAGGCCAAGAUGUGAAAAAUACACAUUGUACAAAGUAAGAUGUAGACAGGCCAAGAUGUGAAAAAUACACAUUGUACAAAGUAA
Messenger RNA from Portunus trituberculatus (swimming crab), 1765 nucleotides. RefSeq names its product 39S ribosomal protein L3, mitochondrial-like (gene mRpL3). Bases 386 to 1468 code for a protein of 360 amino acids. NCBI's taxonomy places the organism in Eukaryota, Metazoa, Arthropoda, Malacostraca, Decapoda, Portunidae. Gene Ontology annotation, biological process: translation. Gene Ontology annotation, cellular component: ribosome; mitochondrial large ribosomal subunit. Gene Ontology annotation, molecular function: structural constituent of ribosome. The record is from RefSeq and is a predicted model, not a curated record. The transcript is spliced from 7 exons.